Messenger RNA from Capsicum annuum, 1201 nucleotides. RefSeq names its product F-box/kelch-repeat protein At3g23880-like. Bases 20 to 739 code for a protein of 239 amino acids. The record is from RefSeq and is a predicted model, not a curated record. NCBI's taxonomy places the organism in Eukaryota, Viridiplantae, Streptophyta, Magnoliopsida, Solanales, Solanaceae. The transcript has a single exon. Gene Ontology annotation, molecular function: protein binding.
UGUGAAGCGUUCAAAGAAGAUGGAUGUUGAUGGAACGAAGGAAGUUCACUUGCAAGAAGAAAUAAUUAUGGAUAUUCUCAGCAGGCUACCGGUACUGUCUCUUCUACGAUUUAAAUGUGUUUCGAAAUGUUGGAUGACAUUGAUAUCCGAGCCUUACUUUACACUGAAGCAUCUCAAUCGUGCCAAGAAUAACGAACAUUCCCAAAAAAUUCUUGUUCUUCAUGGUGAGUUUCCCUUGCAUUGUUCUUCUUUAUCAUCGGCUUCUUUAUCUUCGGUUCAACUAGCUGAGGAUGUACGAAAACUUGAUUGGCCUUCUAACCCGAGACCAUGGAGGUUCAGAAUGUAUUGUUGUUACGAUGGCUUGGUUCUUAUCAAGUUACGUGAUUAUCCUCAGUACGCACGAGCCAUACUUUUGCUAUGGAACCCCUCCACGAGAGAAUCAACAGUACUUCCUCGUACAGAAUUUUCACUGACAAAAGAUUAUUCUUUCGGACUGGGAUAUGACUCGACUAGUGACGACUAUAAGAUCCUUAAGAUUGACGACGCAGCACGCUGUGAAAUUCUCGCGCUGAAAAGUGGUUCCUGGAGGAAAAUUGAUAAACGUCCUGCUGGUGUUUUCCCUGUGUUGUCUGAUACCGAAGAUUCUCUGGCAUUUGUACAUGGCGUGUUUCAUUGGCUUGAUUCAUCACUGGAAAAAACGUUGAUUUCAUUUAGUAUUUCAAAUGAUACCAUUGCCUGAAGGAAUGUCCCUGGUUUUCAACAUGAAUUGCAUGAAUGGUGUUUCGGCAUUGGAAGGAAUGCUUUGUGUAUAUUCUACUCAUAUUCGUCGAGGGAUCCACACAUUCAAGUUAUGGAUACUGAAAGACUAAGAUUUCAAGGAAUCUUGGAAUCGAUUGUUUACUAUACAAGGUACUGAUCUUUAUUCAAUACCGAAAUACAAGUUUUCAGAUGGUGAAGUGUUACUCCGUUGCAGAGAUUUGGAAUGUGGUUCUGUAUUUAAGGCAUCGAAAGAAUCAUCACGCUUAUGGCCUCAAUCUGUUUCGGAACCUAUUCAGGACGGCUUUGUUUAUACAGAAAGUAUGAUCUCUCCGAAAUUACUUGCUUAGUAUUUACUCAUCAAUUCUUCAACUUUCUGGUGCAGAGUAGUUGGAAGUUGUAGUAUUCUUUUUCUUGAAAUGUUACGUGCUUAAGCUGGCCCGAA